Molecule: messenger RNA, 1073 nt
Organism: Ruditapes philippinarum (Manila clam)
Lineage: Eukaryota; Metazoa; Mollusca; Bivalvia; Venerida; Veneridae
Product: short-chain collagen C4-like
Exons: 3
Coding region: 85-810 (241 amino acids)
Source: RefSeq, a predicted model, not a curated record
CAACUUAAGAACGCGGAAGUUAAAGCUUCUCUUUAUAUAAGCAGUCGUUUUAAAAAGUAUCUGUACAUUUGCAUAAAAACGACAAUGUUGAUCAGGAUUGUAUUGUUCUUGGGAAAUAUGCCACCUUCUGUACAUUCUAUGGAGCCUACGUGUAACCCGUACUAUGACAUUCUUAAAACAGUCCUGAAGCUCGAGCAAAAGAUUGAAACGAUGGAAAAUGUUUUGCAGGAACAGCGCAAUGUUAUCAGCAAAAUGUCAAAAGAAGGUAAUGGAGCGGUGUUUGUCAGAUGGGGUCGAAAUAUUUGUCCGGACAGCUCGAGUCUUGUUUACAAUGGUUACACAGCUGGGAAACACGUUCACAAGAAAGGAAGCGGAAGUGACACUAUAUGUCUACCAAGUCAUCCCUCGUGGGCAAACUAUACCGGAAAGAGUAAACUAUCAUCGCUUAUCUACGGUACAGAGAUUGAUAUAAAUGAACCUAGUGGCAUAUUUGCAUAUCCUGUCAACCAACAAGACAUGCCUUGUGCAGUCUGCGUAUCAAAAAAUCCGACUGUUCUAAUGGUUCCAGCAAAAACAGCUUGUUAUUCGGGGUGGCUUAUGGAAUACACUGGAUAUUUGAUGGCAGGAAUGGACAACAGCUUUGGAUCACAUAAUCAUAUCUGCAUGGACAGUCUGCCAGAAUUUUUACCAAACGGUGCAGCCAAUAACGAUCAACACAUUCUUUACCUUGUGAAGGCACAAUGUGGCUCAUUACCAUGUCCUCCAUAUGUUCAGGAUCGCGAGUUGGCGUGUGUUGUCUGCUCAAAAUAAAACAGUAUUCAUUUUUUGGGAAGUGAGGGUGUUUAGUAAUAACAAGAACUGUCGGAGGACAGUAAGGCUUGACUAUUCGAAAAAGUUGUCACGCGGGUGUUUUAUUGAGUAUAAAAAUGCUUACCUAUGAAUACAUAAAAUUGACCAAAAAGGUACAAAGGCUUGUUAUUAACAUGUUUUAUUAAGUAAAUCACUGCUUUAUUAUUAUUAUGAAUGCAUAAAAUUGUCCCAAAAAAGGCACAAACCUUUCAGUAGUUAUGGAG